ACGAGCAGUGCUUUGCUCGUUGUCGGCGUGAAUGCAUCAAAUUUGUUGAAAGCUCGCGGUGCACAAUUUAAACAUACUCUCGUAAAGUGUUUGAUUUCGGUCAAAUCAUUUUUAUUCAAAGAUUUUAUUUUGUUUGCAACGAAAUUCAAUUCCAUUCAGUCACACUUUUUAAUUGAUAAGAAAAGAAAAAAAGAAAAUCUUUAGAAAAAUGACGACGCCACAGUCAGAUAUUGAAAAGCGAAAACAGAUCAGUGUUCGUGGUAUUGCUCAAGUUGAGAAUGUGGGUGAAGUUAAGAAAGGAUUCAAUCGUCAUCUCCAUUAUACUUUGGUGAAAGAUCGUAAUGUGGCCACACCACGAGACUACUAUUUCGCUUUGGCCCAUUGUGUUAAAGAUCAUAUGGUAUCGCGAUGGAUUCGUACCCAACAAUACUAUUAUGAAAAGGAUCCAAAACGUGUUUACUACUUGUCCUUGGAAUACUACAUGGGUCGUGCAUUGCAAAACACCAUGAUCAAUUUGGGAAUUGAAGGUGCAUGCGAUGAAGCCAUGUACCAAAUGGGUCUUGACAUCGAAGAAUUGGAAGAAUUGGAAGAGGAUGCCGGAUUGGGAAAUGGAGGUCUUGGACGUUUAGCAGCUUGUUUCCUCGACUCAAUGGCAACACUCGGUUUGGCCGCUUAUGGUUAUGGUAUUCGUUAUGAAUACGGUAUCUUUGCCCAAAAAAUUAUCAACGGUGAACAACAAGAGGAGCCAGAUGAUUGGUUGCGUUUUGGUUGCCCAUGGGAAAAGGCACGUCCCGAAUUUAUGCUUCCAGUUAACUUUUACGGUCGUGUCAUCGAUACACCAGAUGGCAAAAAAUGGGUUGACACCCAAGUCGUCUUUGCCAUGCCUUACGAUAAUCCAAUUCCCGGUUAUCGCAACAACUAUGUGAACACCCUUCGUUUGUGGUCGGCCAAGAGUCCAAUCGAUUUCAAUUUGAAAUUCUUUAACGACGGUGACUACAUUCAAGCUGUGUUGGAUCGUAAUCUUGCCGAGAAUAUUUCCCGUGUCUUGUAUCCAAAUGAUAACUUCUUCGAAGGCAAAGAAUUGCGUUUGAAACAAGAAUACUUCAUGUGCGCCGCCACAUUGCAAGACAUCAUUCGUCGUUUCAAAGCAUCGAAAUUCGGUUCACGCGAUGCCAUUCGCACCGAUUUCGCACACUUCCCCGACAAAGUAGCCAUCCAAUUGAAUGACACCCAUCCAUCGAUGGCCAUUCCAGAAUUGAUGCGCAUCUUGAUUGAUGUUGAAAAAUUGUCAUGGGAACAAGCAUGGGAUAUCACUACACGCAGUUGUGCAUACACAAAUCACACCGUUUUGCCAGAGGCUUUGGAAAGAUGGCCGGUUACAAUGCUUGAAUCGAUUUUGCCACGCCAUUUGGAAAUCAUCUAUCACAUUAACUUUUUGCAUCUAGAAAAUGUAAAGAAAAAAUUCCCAGACGAUAUGGAUCGUUUGCGUCGUAUGUCUUGUGUUGAAGAGCACGGUGACAAACGUAUUAACAUGGCAUUUUUGUCAAUUGUUGGUUCGCAUGCUGUUAACGGUGUUGCUGCAUUGCAUUCGGAAAUUCUUAAAGCCGAUUUGUUCAAGGACUUCUAUGAAUACCAACCGGAGAAAUUCCAAAACAAGACUAACGGUAUUACACCGCGUCGUUGGUUGUUGCUUUGCAAUCCAGGUUUGAGCGAAAUUAUUUGCGAGAAAAUCGGCGAAGAGUGGCCAGUUCAUUUGGAAAAAUUGGCUGGAUUGAAGAAAUUCGCCAAAGAUCCGAAUUUCCAACAACAAAUUGCCAAAGUUAAGCAAGAAAACAAAGUGAAAUUGGCCGCUUUGCUUGAAAAAGACUAUGGCGUUAAAGUGAAUCCACAAUCUAUGUUUGACAUUCAAGUCAAACGUAUCCAUGAAUACAAACGUCAAUUGCUCAAUUGCUUGCACAUCAUCACCUUGUAUAAUCGCAUCAAGCGUGAUCCAACCGCCAACUUUGCACCAAGAACCAUCAUGAUUGGUGGCAAGGCUGCACCGGGUUACUAUACAGCCAAACAAAUUAUCAAAUUAAUUUGCGCCGUUGCCAACGUUGUCAAUAACGACCCGAUCGUCGGCGAUAAACUCAAAGUUAUCUACUUGGAGAACUAUCGUGUUACAUUGGCCGAGAAAAUUAUGCCAGCCGCCGAUUUGAGCGAACAAAUUUCAACAGCCGGUACAGAAGCAUCGGGCACUGGUAACAUGAAAUUCAUGUUGAACGGCGCACUGACAAUUGGCACAUUAGACGGCGCUAAUGUAGAAAUGGCAGAAGAGAUGGGACGCGAGAAUAUUUUCAUCUUCGGUAUGACUGUCGAAGAGGUUGAAGAUCUCAAGCGUAAAGGUUACAAUGCAUACGACUACUACAAUCGCAAUCCAGAAAUCAAACAAGUCAUCGACCAAAUCUCAUGCGGCUUCUUCAGCCCGUCCAAUCCAAAUGAAUUCAAAGGCAUUGCCGACAUUCUACUCAAAUGGGACGGCUACCUAUUGCUCGCCGACUACGAAGAUUACAUCAAGACACAAGAUCUUGUGUCAAAAACUUAUCAGAACCAAAAGAAGUGGUUAGAAAUGGCCAUCCAUAACAUUGCAUCCAGCGGUAAAUUCUCCAGCGAUCGAACAAUCGAAGAGUACGCUCGGGAAAUUUGGGGAGUGGAACCAACAUACGAAAAAUUGCCAAAACCAUCCGAACCACGAGAUGCAUAAGCAAUUUAUUGACAGCCACUGCCAUCUCAAUUUAGCACAAGAGAUUUUUAUUUAGAGAUUGUUACCAAACAACACAUCUAUAUACAUCGGCUCUAGCGAGCCACAUCACAUCGUCGAUUUAAAUGUAUCCAAAGCAUAGAACAACAUCGAUAAAUUAUUGUUUUUAUUUUUUUAUUAUUUUAACUUUGUUAUGUAAAUAUAUAAAAACGAACGAUUAAACUAUGCCUGGUUCCAUCAAGUUAGUUUGAUAGUUUAGGAACAUCAAAUAUUUAGAAAAGAAAAAAAAAACCAUAAAGACGUUAUUCAUAUUAUAUCCAAUGUCUGAUCAAUAUUUUUGUAAAUUUUAUUUGUUCCUCUUUUUUAAAAUUAAAAUUCAUAUUCUCUAUUUCA
Molecule: messenger RNA, 3133 nt
Organism: Contarinia nasturtii (swede midge)
Lineage: Eukaryota; Metazoa; Arthropoda; Insecta; Diptera; Cecidomyiidae
Product: glycogen phosphorylase
Exons: 7
Coding region: 209-2743 (844 amino acids)
Biological process (GO): glycogen catabolic process
Cellular component (GO): cytoplasm
Molecular function (GO): glycogen phosphorylase activity; pyridoxal phosphate binding
Source: RefSeq, a predicted model, not a curated record